AUAUUUAAUUACUACUAUGAACUUGACUUAAACUAAUAAUAAUCAAAAGAAACCAAAGCCUAAAUUGUAGUUAAAUGUAAAUGUAGCUGAUGUGUAGCCAGAAAGUACACAUUCUUCUGAUGGGUGGAAAUAAUAAACUGAUAUAUUUUUCAAUGAGCCUAUGUAAUGUUAUAUUUAUUAAAGUUAGUGAUUAAUCCUUAUAAUUUAUGCUUAAUGGUAAGACAGUUGCAGAUGUAGCUUAAUUAAAAUGUGGUAGGAAAUAUUAGGAAGAUAGAGUAUUUUGAUUGUUUAAAUUUUUAGUUUGUCGCAAUUCCGAAUCUAAAUUAGAACUAAGAAAUUUAAUUUUUUUAUGCCAUUUAUGAUGGACAUGCUGGACAUUCAGUUUCAUCUAUCCUUGAAAAUGAGUUACAUGAAUAUUUAAAGUAGGAUUGCAAUUUUGAAGAUAAUUUAGAGAAGGCCAUAAUAAAUAGUUUUGAGAAAAUGAAUCAAUAUAUAUUGGAUCGUUAAGAUGAGAAUUAGAAUUUAGGUGGAUCAACAGCACUUUGUGUUAUAAAUAAACAUAAAGAACUUUAUGUUGUUAAUCUUGGAGAUUCUGGAUGUGUAUUGAUAACAGAUGAGAAUAAAAUAGAAAAAUUAAAUUUGGAACAUAAAUUAAAUAGAGAAGAUGAAUUCAAGAGAGUGGAAUAAAUAGCUACUAUUUUGGAUAGACAGUAAUAUAUAUUAAAUAAAAUAGUUCUAUUCCAAGAAUUAAUGGAGAACUUGCAGUAACAAGGGCUUUUGGAGAUAAGAAACAUAGAUAAUCUGGUUUGAUUGCAGUUCCAGAGAUAAAAGUACACAAGAUUCAAGUAAACGAUAAAUAUUUGAUUUUGGCUUCUGAUGGUUUUUGGGAUGUAAGAGAAAUUAUAAUAAUUUAGAUUAUAAAAAAUGAGGAAUUAUAAAAAUUGAUAGAAAAUUGGAAUAAAAAAGAGAUUGAUUAAUUGGCAUAAUAUCUUUUGGAUAAGGCAUCAUCAAAAAAUACAAACUAUAAAAAAGACAACAUGACAUUAAUUGUAGUAGAUAUUCAAUCCUAUUGGAAAUGA
This is a messenger RNA of Paramecium sonneborni, 1079 nucleotides long. NCBI's taxonomy places the organism in Eukaryota, Ciliophora, Oligohymenophorea, Peniculida, Parameciidae. The record is from the annotation of a GenBank genome assembly.